GCCCAACAUGUGAAGCAAGCCACUUCUCUCUUGCUCAAAUCGUAAAGUUUGUUUGGAUUUUAAAUUGUAACUUCGUUAUACAGGGCUGCAGUGUCACGGUGCAUGCAGGGUCUAUUUUGUUAUAUUUAUUCAUUAUAAGGAAUGGCAUCAAAAGCCUUGUAUUCGCAAAGGGACCCCGCAUUAAAGAAGAGAGAUGACUUCGAGGAUGUCCUGGAAGAGAGGAGAAACUCCAGUGACUUGAGAUACGCACUGAGGUGUUAUACGCCAGUUCUCUACAAGGGCAUGACUCCCUGCAAAGCGAGCAUGCUCAAGACCAUCGUGCUCCAGUCCGAACAGCUGCACUAUGUUGUUAACCAGGUGUCCAAGGAGACAGGCGAGGCCAUGGAUAUCAUCCAGGAGGAGGCUGCGGGCAUUCUGGAGGAGAUGGCGCACCGGCUGCAGCUCAGCACCAUUCGCUUCUUUGCCUUCACCCUCAGCAAAGCCUUCAAGGCCCUCUUCCAGGGCGUCCGUGUCAACGAGGAGGGCAUCCAGAGGCUUCAGCAGGCCAUUCAGGAAUACCCGGUGGUGCUGCUUCCCAGUCACCGCAGUUACAUUGACUUCCUCAUCAUGUCCUACAUCCUCUACACCUAUGACCUAGCCCUGCCGGUCAUCGCUGCUGGAAUGGACUUCCUGGGCAUGAAGUUCAUUGGUGAGAUGUUGCGAAUGUCUGGUGCUUUUUUCAUCCGCCGGUCGUUCGGAGGCGAUAAGCUUUACUGGGCUGUUUUCUCCGAAUACGUGAAAACAAUGCUGAGGAAUGGAUAUGCCCCAAUAGAGUUCUUCUUGGAAGGGACAAGAAGCCGCACAUGCAAGUCAUUGACCCCUAAAUUGGGUCUGUUGAACAUCGUGAUGGAGCCCUUCUUUAAGGGGGAGGUCUUUGACGUCAGCUUAGUGCCAAUCAGCAUCAGCUACGAGAGAAUUCUGGAGGAGACUCUGUACGCCCGCGAGCUCCUGGGCGUCCCCAAACCCAAAGAGUCCACUUCGGGGUUGCUGAAAGCUCGGAGAAUCCUCAGCGAAGACUAUGGGAGUAUACAUGUGUAUUUUGGUCAUCCGGUGUCCGUCCGCACCCUGGCCCAGGGCAGAAUCAACCGGUCCCAUUACAACCUGAUCCCCAGGCAUAUUCCCAGAAGGCCGAGCGAGGAGACGCAGAGCUUCGUGAAUGACACGGCCUACCGGCUGGUGCGGCAGCAGGAGGAGAACAUGGUUCUGAGGCCCUGGGUUCUGAUCGCCACCGUCCUGCUGCAGAACCUGGACGGACUGGACUCAGCGCUGCUGACAGAGCAGGUGGCCUGGCUGCGGGAUGUAGCCCGCUCUUUCGGCGCCUUCCUGGACUGGCCUGACCAUGAGCCCCUCAGUAAGGUGGUCUCCUCCAGCCUCGCUCUUCAUCACGGCCUGGUGUGUGUGGCUGGGGGGCGGGUCACCCUGGCGCAGGAGACGCAGGAGCUGUCCAGCCCGGAAGAGGCCCUGUUCAACCGGGCUGUCACCGUGCUCUCCGUCGCCUCCUACAGGAACCAGAUACUGCAUGUUUUCGUACGCCCAGCCUUGGUGGCCGUAGCCAUGCAAGCUGCAGCCACCACUAGGAAAGACGAUGUCUACGGUUUCUUCUCAUUCAUUCGCAAUGUGUUUUCCAAUGAGUUCAUUCUCUGUCCGGGAGCUGCAGUUCAGGACUUCGAGGAGGCCUGCUACUUGCUGAUGAAGUGCGGCGCCGUGCAGAUCCUGAAGCAGGACAUUGCGGUGACAGACAGAGGCCAGCCCGUCCUCUCCUUCCUCAACGGCAUGCUGGAGCCCUUCCUUCAAGGGUACCAGAUGGUGUGUCGGUACUUCUGUGAGGAGGCCAGCGAAGGUGUUUCUGAACGGCAGUACGUCCCAGCUGUGCGAAGCUUUGCUGCUAAAUGCAUCCUGUCAGACAGCCUGAAGUGCUAUGAGGCCCUUUCCUCAGACUUGCAGAAGAAUGCGCUGGCCGCUUUGCUGAGGAUGAACGCCUUAAAAAAGGUCAAAGUAGCUGAUCAAGUCACUCUUAAAGUGAACAAGAUGGCAGUGCAAACAUUAGAAGACACACUUGGGGGUAAAGUUCCCGUUCAGAAACCUGUCCUUGCCAGACUCUAAGUCACUCCCUGUUCCCGAGCCAGCGGGGGCUCCGGAGAGCACACUAUGCCUUCAUUACCAUAAUGCCAAAUUUUACGGGACUGCACCAACUACCAAAAGGUUACAAGGCCGUUUGUUGUGUUUUUUUUUUUGUUUUGUUUUUUGUUAAGACUUCUAGUGGGCUGCCAUCUGGGACACUUUCAUAUAUUAAAGCUGUUCUAGAUUUUCGUAGAACUAAUAACACAUAAAAACGGUUUCAUAGGUCUGUUUGAGUUUACCACUUUGCACGUCCCUCUCUCUGAUGUAAUGGAACUGAUCCUAAUGUUGCCAGACCUGCUUUAAUGGUGAUGGUUAUGUUGUUGGAUCUAAAACCCCACCCAGCUCACAGCUGAAGUUUUCUAAUUUGACAGAACAAAAGAAUUCAGUGGCAGGCCUGUGUUUUUUUUAUAUUUAAAUGUAAUAUAUAUCUAUGUUUUUUGCAUAUAGCCCUUUUGUUGUUGCACAUCGCUUUCUUUUUUGUGAUUUGCAUAUAUUUAUUUCAUGUUGUAUGUUUAUUUGGUUGUUUGUGAACGUCUGUUCCUCUCCAGCUUGGGUUGUUGUCUUUCUGCAAAGGGAAAAAAUGGGUGAUUAAUAAGGAACUUAUGGGUGAUAUUAAAACAAAAUGUUUAUAAAUUCCAUCAGAGCAUUGUGACACUGGGAGUUAUGAGAAAUGGGGUGUUUUAAUAAUUUAUAAAAAGCCAGGACUUGAGUGAUCACUUGGAACCUGAGGCUUAAGCCAAAUUUUUUUAAAUGUUAUGAUGCAAUGUUGCAUAAAUUGUAACAAUUCACAGUUUAUCCAGAAUCCAGACGGUAUGCGUCACAGGCUCAUAGGGUGUGUAAUUGAACCCGCUCACUGUGGUUUAAUAUACAGAACACCAUGUUGAAAUGGUCCGUGGGGAAUUGGUAAACCCCACAAAUGUCAUAUCUGCUUCUUUAGUUCCACGAGAUGCACCUGCUGUGAACAUCUCAUUAUUCACUCAAGUCUGCUUUUUAAGGCUCCAUUUUGACAGAUAGCUUCACGUCCUGAGAAGUGUAUUGCUGCGUUGGAAUUGAUGUGCUUAUGUUUACAGUGCAACUUUGGAAAAAAAAAAAGGACAAUGAUGAAGGUAUUUAAUAUCUCUGAGACCUGUAACAUGUUGCCAUGCUGGGUUUAUAUACUUAAGUUUAUCAAGCAGAAUUUUAAGAAUGGCUUUAAUACACUUUUGGAAUAUAUGUUUGGUUCAUUUAAAAAUAAGUGAAAAGCACUCCC
This is a messenger RNA of Megalops cyprinoides (Indo-Pacific tarpon), 3409 nucleotides long. It is a transcript of the gene gnpat, whose product is annotated as glyceronephosphate O-acyltransferase. The coding region runs from base 142 to 2142 and encodes 666 amino acids. Gene Ontology annotation, cellular component: mitochondrial membrane; peroxisomal membrane. The transcript is spliced from 16 exons. Lineage: Eukaryota; Metazoa; Chordata; Actinopteri; Elopiformes; Megalopidae. The record is from RefSeq and is a predicted model, not a curated record. Gene Ontology annotation, molecular function: glycerone-phosphate O-acyltransferase activity. Gene Ontology annotation, biological process: ether lipid biosynthetic process.